Messenger RNA from Penicillium riverlandense, 657 nucleotides. RefSeq lists its product as uncharacterized. The record is from RefSeq and is a predicted model, not a curated record. The coding region runs from base 1 to 657 and encodes 218 amino acids. The transcript has a single exon. Lineage: Eukaryota; Fungi; Ascomycota; Eurotiomycetes; Eurotiales; Aspergillaceae.
AUGGGUGCCAAAGAGAGCACCGCUUCCCAAAAACCGCCCGAUGACAAGCAUCUUGUACUUGAUGCAGAAGGAUACAGUCUGGUACUUGAUGCUGAGAAGAACCUCGUGGAGACUCAUGGAGACGAGGCCGGAGAUAGCCAGUCUGCCGACCGUGUCUUGCGCCUUGAAAUCCAUGGCAUGGGUAGCGCUCCAGUGCUGCACCUGAAGAUUGCAGAGCAUAAGCCUGCUACUGACAAGUACCUGUACGAAGUUGGUAUGGACUGGACAGCUGGAAUGGUCUUCUUCCUCUUCCGUCUCCCCGAGACCUACCCUGGAGGCAGGACAGGACUGCUUCGCAUUGUUCGGGACCUGUGCGACGGGUCUCCUACGCUUGGGGUCACAAAGAUUAUCCCAGGGCGAGCGGCAGUCAAGAAAUUUAUUAGAUCCCGAAAGCACCCCGAAACGUGGGAAGAUUCUGUCCUUGUGAACGGCAUCAAAGUCGAUUGGAAACGCAAACGUCCGGGCUCCAAAAGACUCCACAUCCGGGUCGUGUUCCCAGGAGCGCAAGAGGGAACUAACAUGAUCGUGCUUGACGAGAGCUCCGAGCAGCUAAAAGCCGUCACCUCUGGCGAUCUAGUGAGCCCAAACUUUCCAACUGCACGUUCACCGUGUGAAUGA